GUAAAAUUAAUCAUCAAGAACUGAAAGAUUAAAAGAAGAGUGAGAAUGGGGUUAAAUGGAGAUGGCAACAAUAUGGGAAUGGGACGCUACGCUAAUCGGGGAAGCAGGAAGGAGGCCAAAUACCAAGGAACACAGAUUAAUGGCUAUGCAAUGGCUGAAACCUGGGAUGAGUACGGUCAACUUACGGGCCACUGCAUGUCCCAAAGUUCUCAACUUCAUGGUCCUGGGAAAAACCAAGGCCGUGUUUAUGGCUAUGGGAAAAAUGGUAGCGGGAUGGGCCAUGGUUUCGGUAAUCAUGGCAACUAUCAAAUAAUUGAGGCUUACGGCUAUGAAGAGACCAAUGGCACUGUAGAGUAUGUGAACCAUGGGAUGGCCAAUGGCUAUAGGGAGUACGCCAACAAUGGGAUGGCGCGCAGCCACCCCCACCUCCGUGGCAAACACUCCGGACAUGGAAACGGGUUUGUCAGCACCCAAUCUUACGGCGGAGGCCGUGGAUACCAUUCAGACAACGGCCUCUCGGCUAAGGGUUCUAUAUGGAACAAUUGGGGUGAAAACAGCUGCAAUGAUUCUGACAGUGACAACGACGACGAGGUGUGGACUAGCAAAGCACUGUGAUGUGAUGAAUUCUAUAAGUGCAUGAACACGGUGAAUAAGACUGACAGAUUAUAUAAAAUUAAAUAAACUUACCGUGUAAGAAACUAGCGAAUAUGAUAAUUCUUCUUUACGUUUGCGUUUCAUGUAAUACUGUGUUAUGAAUUAAUAAUAAAACCUCUGGCUCUGAAUGAGAGCUGAAUUGGUCUUGA
Molecule: messenger RNA, 803 nt
Organism: Hibiscus syriacus
Lineage: Eukaryota; Viridiplantae; Streptophyta; Magnoliopsida; Malvales; Malvaceae
Product: hornerin-like
Exons: 2
Coding region: 46-615 (189 amino acids)
Source: RefSeq, a predicted model, not a curated record